Messenger RNA from Owenia fusiformis, 2835 nucleotides. The record is from the annotation of a GenBank genome assembly. NCBI's taxonomy places the organism in Eukaryota, Metazoa, Annelida, Polychaeta, Sabellida, Oweniidae.
CCUACUUAUGUAAAAUAGUGAAAUAUGUCUCCGUAUAUUAUGUCUUGCUUACCGCUAUCGAGUCAGGCCUAGUGAAUUUAAACAAGUUCGGACGCUCUUUGAACAUAUCUGGAUUACUUGUAACUACAUACUUUUACUGGAUAUUGUUGCUGACGUGUGUUAUAAAGCAAGAAACAUUUGGAUCCGUUAGGAUUUGAAAUUACGCCAUCUUGAUUUCAAUCGACUGGAAUGAUUCAACAUUUCGGAAUCUAGCUUGCAGGAUUAUAAUCGUAUUUCACGUCUAGGAUAUAUUUUAUAUAUGGAUAUUUUGCAUCUACUAGAUACCUACAAGUAAGUGUUAUUAUACCACUUCAGUUGGAAACUUUUGGACAUUGGUGUUGCUAAAACCGAACGCAACGUAUUGCACUGAAGCGACAUCUUUCUGACGUGCAUUAAACUGUUUGUCAUGAGAUGUGAUCCAAGGAUUUCGAACUAAUUCAUGUCAUUAUGUCGAGCUCAAGUAGUGACAGUGAAUAUGAAACAGACGACAAUGAUCCCAUUGCUACCCAGACGGAACAUCAGUUACUCGAAUUCGUUAAAGCAAGAUGCGGCAAUCGCAAUAGAGGCGAUUUUAAGUCCAAAUUCAUCAGCUCCGGUAAAAAUGCUGAAGGCCUGAAUGGCAUACGGGACGCAUUCUACGAUCUCGCCAGAAUUAGAAGACCCGACGAUAUGCCCCCUGGUGCCCUUGUAACAAGAAAGCCUCAACGUAGGGGAGGCGAGGCCUAAGGUCUUGAAUUAAAGCUUGCAGAUGAUAUAUUCAUCCUUUACCAAUACAUUUCUGGCUCCUCUAAUAUAGCCGAGAUGAAAAAUCUCCUAAAUGCGAAAAAACAGCGCAAAAAAAAACAAAACCAUCAUCUUCUGAAAGUACAUGUGUAGACGCAAAGUCUUCUCACAAUUCUAAACCAGAACAAACAGUUAUUUUAUCUCAUAUCAUUGAAUUGAAAGUGGAACUCGCAGAGCUAAAAGAAGAGCUACGCAAUACAAUAUCUGAAAAAGAUGCGUCGUUGAGGAAAAAAUCUGAAACUCAAACAAUUGACCUCAGCCGUUCUAAAGACGAAGAACAAAGACUACGUAAUGAAAUCAAGAUGGCUAACAAAACAAUUCAAGAUCAAAAGCUUAAAAUCCAAAAUCUUCGUGACGAAGCUAGAGAUGCACAUGCCAAUAUGUACAAAAGCAUACAAACUCUUCACAAUAAGCUGUGCCUGAUUGAUAAAUCAUUAUCACAGCCAAAGUCAGAUGACUCCCCCAAUAAGUGUAUGUCUCCGACAACACUCACAUCUACCAAUUCGACUACAAGGACAACACCCACUUCCACCAACUUAUCGGUCACACCUACAACAGCGCACUCAACUACUACCACACCUGUCAUGUCUACGAUUCAAAGUACACCGACCAAAGCUGCCAGCAGCAUACCUGUCACAUCUACCAUCUCGUCCAAAGCCACUAAUAAUGUGGAGAGUUCAAACUCAAAUACAUCGACAUCUUCUCAGUGCUGUAGUUCUGAUGUCAUGCCUACAACAACUCGCACUGCCUGCACAAUUGUCAAGUCUACGUCAACGACCACAAAUGCUACACAAUUGAAUAUAGCGCCAACAGUUCCAUCAACAUCCAACAGUAAACCCACUGGCGCUGUGCCCAAUCCAAUUAUUCAAGCGCCAAUAAAUGGAACAAAACCCACGUACUCCAAACCUUGGCCUCAUGGCAAGGUAUCUCCAAAUCCUCAAACCAAGCAAAUCCAGUCUAUCAUUACCUCUAAAAAGCACUCCUCUGCAUACUCGUACUCUACGAGUCAUGACCAUGAUAGUCGCUAUUUCGACGAGUGUAGUCGUACAGAUAGUGAUGAUCAUGAUACUGACUUCGUGGGCGUUGCUACACUUAAACGCCAACGUACAAAACGCAUACUCCUUAAUAAUGUAAAAUCAGUUCCAUAUGACAAGCUUAGGCAAUCUAUAAUAUCGUAUGCUUUAAAACGUGGCGUUAAAGUUACCAACAUGCGUGUUGUCGGAAAAAGGAGUAACAGAAAUGGAAUUGAAACACUCUCGGUGAGACUUAAUGUUAUAAAUUCUCAAUAUCAAUUAGCAGUAUCUAAUGAAUUUUGGCCAGACAACACUUUUUGUAGACAUUGGCUCUCAGAAAAGCAGUACAACUUUAACCAGGUUGGCGACAAUUGGUUCGGACCGCGCAACAAGUACGACGAUAACAUGUCUGAGGACGACUGGUCAUACGACUGCACUCCUACCAAUUGUUAAUGAUAAGCAAUCUUAAUAUUUUAAAUUGGAACUGUAAAGGUAUCAUGUAUGGCUCACCCUACUUAGCCACGCUUCUCCCCUUGUUACAUAUAGUCGUUUUAACUGAGCACUGGCUCUAUCCUGAUUCUACUUCAUUUCUAGAUUCAUUUGAUUCAAAUUUUUCUGCCUUGACGGUUUGUGACAAACGCCUUUCUAUAGACUAUGGUCCGAGGGGUGGCUGUGGUGGUGUUGCUAUAUUAUACAGAAAAGAAUUUAUUGUAAAACCGAUACCUGUCAAUGACCGAAUCUGUGGAGCUCAAUUGCUUGUCAGUAAGGAUACUUACAUUUUCGUCUUUGCUGUUUAUAUGCCAUGUAACACUUACCCAGAAAAUAUUUUUCUGGAGUACCUCGAUUCUCUGUAUGAAGUUUACCAUAAAUACAAGCAGCUUGGCACAGUUGUAUUUGCUGGUGAUUUUAAUGGCCAUUUGAGUGCAAAAAGUGGCCCAAGAUGUAGCAUUUCGCCAAAUUCUAGGGGUCUUAAGAUAGAAGAUUGGUUAUUAGAAUGUAA